UUUGAUUUUCUUUUUCUCUGUAAUGUUCUCCAUUCGCCUUGUAUUCUUCGUGUUUUUUUUGGUAAUUUCUGUGAAAUCCUUCAUAAAUCAUCUGAAUCCUGAAAGUACGUUUAACGAGGAGCAAUUCUUGAUGAGAGAUGUGAAGAGUGAUCAGCACAUAGAUCAAGAAGGAUCAGGAGAGGACAAUGAAGAUGUUUUGAUAAAUGAAAAUUCCACGACUACAUCAAUAUCAGAAUCGACAACUACAACUACAGUAACCAAGAUAACUACAGCUGCUCCAAAACCAAUUAAUUGUUAUGAUAUCUCGAAAAGAUGCUCCAAAGUGAAGCCAUUGUGCACGCGAAACGAGUAUAAGACUAUAAUGAUGCGUCAAUGUGCUAAAACAUGUGGUUUCUGCCCCCAAUUUGUUCGUCUUCCACAAACAUCUCGUUGUCGUGACUCGUUUCAGAGCUGUCCAAAAUGGGCUCGAAAUGGCUUCUGUCACUCCACUUAUUACACGUUGGACGAGAGGAAGACUUACUGUUUGAAAAGUUGUGGAGGUUGUUGAACAACGAGCACUCACUCACCAAUUCAUGUAAAUAAUUGAACAUAUAUAUGAAACCAAAUAAUUAAUGCUGACAUAUAUAAAUGAUAACCAUCAGAA
Molecule: messenger RNA, 643 nt
Organism: Caenorhabditis elegans
Lineage: Eukaryota; Metazoa; Nematoda; Chromadorea; Rhabditida; Rhabditidae
Gene: M05D6.8
Product: ShKT domain-containing protein
Exons: 4
Coding region: 23-547 (174 amino acids)
Source: RefSeq, marked reviewed